ACUAAAAAAAAAAAAAAAUCCAAGAAAAGGAAGAGAAAAAGAGAAGACUCUUCUCAUCUCUCUCUCUCUCACAGGAAACUCUCUGCUCAAAAAUCUCAAACCUAUAUAAACAAAUCAAAUCCCUAAAUCCCUAUCUCUCUCUCUCGCUGCCCCCCUCUCUUUAGAAUCUCGAUCGAUUCCCGAAUUCGUCCCAAAACCCUAAUCCAAAACCCUAGCUCAUGGAAACGGAAACCCUAGAGAUCCAGCGACAUUCAUCGACCCUCAAUUGAUACCAACGGCGAUUCGGGAGGAGGAGGAAACGAAGGAGGUAGGUUUGAUUUCGGCGGUCUUCAGCUGUUUGGGUUGUUUCGGAUUGGGGCACAGGUCGGGGGCGCUUGAUCUGAAGAUGGACGGUCGCGAUUCGUCGCCGGCGGCGGGGGAGGACGAGCGGAGUUCGCCGGUGACUCAUGCGCUGGCGAAGGAGGCGGAGGCGUUGUUUUCUAGUGGCAAGUUCUCUGAGUGCGUGGAGGUUUUGAAUCAGUUGUUGGCGAAGAAGGAAGGAGAUCCGAAGGUUCUUCAUAACCUUGCUGUAGCUGAAUACUUCCGUGAUGGUUGUACUGAUCCAAGGAAACUCCUUGAUGUGCUCAAUAAGGUUAAGAAAAGAAGUGAAGAGCUUUCCCAUUCAGCAGGUGAGCAAGUGGACAGUGCAGGCAAUCUUGGUAGCACUACUUCUGGAUCUAAAGGGAGUAGUAAUAACCUACAUCAGCUAUCUGCUACGGAUGCCAGCAGUGCAUAUGCAGAUGAGUUUGACACUUCUAUUAUCACACUGAACGCUGCAAUUGUACUUUAUCAUCUGCAUGAAUAUGCACAUGCAUUGUCAAUUUUGGAACCAUUAUAUCAAAACAUUGAUCCCAUAGACGAGACAACAGCUCUUCAUGUCUGCCUUCUUUUGUUGGAUGUUGCAUUAGCUUCUCAAGAUGCGGAGAAAGCUUCAGAUGUGAUCCAGUACCUGGAAAAAUGUUUUGGUGUUGGCUACACCAUGAACCAGAGUGAUAAUGGAAACACAACUCAACAGCAAUCUCUGAAUCAGGGUCUGAAAGCAUCGACAAUGAGCAGUACCUCCAUGACAGAUGGGACCAGUUCUGAUUCGAGUGCCAACAUCAACGAGAACUCUCUCUCAGGAACAUUAUCAGAUGAUGCCCUAGAGUAUGAGAGUUUGUAUUCAACACUGGAUGGUAGCGGUCAGAACCUGGGCCGCCGCUCAGUAAAUGAUGUCACAAAAGCAUCAGCUCAUCGUGCUGCUCCUGCUACUGAUCUAAAACUCAAAAUGCAUCUCUACAAGGUCCGGCUACUUCUUCUCACUAGGAAUAUAAAGGCUGCAAAACGAGAAGUUAAGCUUGCUAUGAACAUGGCAAGAGGAAGAGAUUCAUCGACCGAGCUAAUCUUGAAGUCUCAGCUAGAAUAUGCCCGUGGUAACCAUCGGAAGGCCAUUAAGCUUCUGAUGACAUCCAGCAACAGAACAGAACCAGAAAUUCUUAGUAUCUUUAAUAACAAUUUUGGCUGCGUUCAUUACCAGCUAAGGAGUCACCACACUUCAGGCCUUCUAUUUUCCAAGGCACUGAAAAGCAGCUCGUCACUUCGUUCUGAGAAACCUCUGAAGCUUUCUACAUUUUCGCAGGACAAAUCGCUUCUCAUCAUAUACAACUGUGGGAUUCAGCACCUGGCCUGUGGAAAACCAUUGGUUGCAGCUAAGUGUUUUGGUAAAUCCAGUUUGAUUUUCUACAACCGGCCUCUCCUGUGGCUUCGUCUUGCUGAAUGCUGUCUCAUGGCUUUAGAGAAGGGGCUUUUGGGAUCAAAGGGUGAAGACAUAAGAGUUCAUGUUGCUGGUUCAGGCAGAUGGAGACAAUUAGUUAUCGAUGAUUUGAAGUCAACAGAUGGAUAUUCUAACUCAGAAAAUACCAAUGGAUGCAAGCUCUCCCUUCCAUUUGCUCGUUAUUGUCUGCAAAAUGUGUUAAUCUUAUUGAACAAAACUGAGCAGAAAGCAAUUAAAUCAGGUGAUUCGGUCACUGCCUUGAAUCAGGAGGAAUCUGAUCAGGUAAAAUCCGGCAAGAAUUCAACCCACAAGAAUGCAUCGACAGGAGACUCAAAAGCAAAUGGAGAUUCAAAAGAAAACAAGGGUACUUCGAGUUCAUCCUCCAUAUUGCAGAGCUCUGUUUCUGCAUAUGAGGACAUGAGGAGAGAAGAGAAUCACAUGAUUAGGCAAGCAGUUCUUGGAGCCCUAGCUUACGUUGAGUUAUGCUUAGAAAACCCUUUGAAAGCUCUUUCUUUUUCAAAAUCACUCCUCGAUCUUCCAGAAUGUUCCAAAAUUUAUGUCUUUCUCGGUCACACUUAUGCCUCUGAAGCACUUUGUUGGCUGAACCGAUCUAAAGAAGCAGCAGAAUAUUUAUCAGUAUACCUCACAGAUGGCAACAAUGUCGAAUUGCCUUAUGGUAAUGAGGAUAGAGAAAAGUGGUUCUCAAAGAGAGGGGCUAAUGAUUUUGAAGAUUCAAACAGUUCUUUGCCUUCUAAAAAUAAUGCCGAAGAUACCCAGAGCUUGAUGUUCUUGAAGCCUGAGGAGGCUCGUGGGAUUGUUUUUGCUAAUUUCUCAGCAAUGUUUGCAAUUCAAAGAGAUCUUGAAAAGGCUAGCAGAUUUGCUUCUGAGGCUCUAGCUUUAGUUCCUAAGCAUCCAAAAGCUUUGCUUGCAAUAGCAUAUGUCGAUCUCUUACAAGGGAAGACAAAAGAGGCUAUUUCCAAGUUGAAGCAGUUUAACCAUGUGAGAUAUCUUUCAACUGAUGUAUCGUUGAGCAGCUGAUGUAUCGUUGAGCAGCUGAUGAUGAACUCUGUAUUUGAUCCAUGAUGCCUGCACCUAGUGAAUUUUCGACGAGUGUUCUAGAUUUUAUCUGUACAAUAUAACAAAGAAUUGUCGUACAAUAAGUUCAAUUUUAGGUUUUAGGGAUUGGUGGCAUGGCACAGGGUUUUGGUCUGCGGAUGCCCACAUUUUCACUUGAAGAUGAUAGCAGAGAAAAAGGUUUGAUAGUUCAAUUCAUUUAGGAUAGUUAAUGCAAAGCCUUCAUUCAUAGCGUCCUCUAGUUUGGUUCCUAGUCUCUGAUGAGUACUGAUAUGUUGUAAUUUUGUCCCAGUUUUUACCCCUACCAUAAUUUUCAAGUAUUCACAGCUAUCUUAUCAAUUUGUGCAGAACAAUCGAAUGUUUAGGUGAAAUUUGCCUGUAAUCCUACGCAGAAUGUGGCUCUCUUGCACUGUUAUGUAUCUUGUAUUCUGAUGGGUUCAACCACUUUUUAGGCU
Asparagus officinalis (garden asparagus) is the source of this 3321-nucleotide messenger RNA. Its product is annotated as CCR4-NOT transcription complex subunit 10-like. NCBI's taxonomy places the organism in Eukaryota, Viridiplantae, Streptophyta, Magnoliopsida, Asparagales, Asparagaceae. Gene Ontology annotation, molecular function: protein binding. The record is from RefSeq and is a predicted model, not a curated record. The transcript is spliced from 6 exons. Bases 386 to 2830 code for a protein of 814 amino acids. Gene Ontology annotation, biological process: negative regulation of translation; mRNA catabolic process. Gene Ontology annotation, cellular component: CCR4-NOT complex.